GUGUUCUUUCAGAUGUGGCCGGUGUCUCCAGCUGCCGACGAGGCCCAGAAGCGAUGCUGGUUCAUCCGGGUCGUGCCGUUUUAAUCGGAGGAAGUUCCCCAACACAUCGCGGGGAGACUUGGAAGGAACGUCUGGAUAGAGCUCAGCGCGGCGACGAGUACGGCAGCGGGAGAGCUCUUGGUGUAUGCGGAGCUUUGGUGGUAAACGUGCGUGAUUGCACUGACGAACGCCCGCCGAGGGUAGUUGGUGGAAGUGGAGAAGUGGGGGCGGAUGGUGUGACAAGUGAUAAAGUUGAGGUAGUUGGUGAUAAGGUGAUAAGUGACACCAGUGGUGAGGCUGGAAAAGUCACUGGUGACGUGACGUGUGGUACACCAGCCAACGGGCUAAAUAGUGGUGUCGAGAAGGAAAAUAGUGGUGCCAACGGACUGAACAGUGAUUAUAGUGGACUUUUCAGCGGUCCAAGUAGAAUUCCCAGCAAUUCGGGAAGACUCUCCAGUAGUUCCAACAAGCACACCAGUGGUAUAGCGGCUGGUGCCGGCGCUUCCAGUACCAGUGCUGCUUACCAACCCUACAAGAACUCCAAUAAAUCACCGAGUGUGAGCCUCACAACAUACCCUACCGCUACAAACGAAAGCGAUCUUCCGGGUCAUCACAAACGUUAUAUCGCCGGGAGGCGUUCCCCUUCAGACCAACGCUCUUCCUCUAAUUCUUCUUCUUCCUCUUCUUCGUCCUCAUCUUCCUCAUCUUCGUCUUAUACGACGCUCUCUGAAGACCGAACCUCAUCCAUCGCCGACAUCAUGAACCUCACGUUCGUUCCAAACUCCCGCACCGAUCCCUCGGUGGGCAAAUCCGGUCGGCCGAAACUCUGGGGGCCUCGCGCGGCUCUACAACUUCAGCAUCAGCGCCAGGCCGUGUUGGAGAGCGUGGUGCAGCGCGUAAGACCGCCGGCGUUCCAGCGCAGUGUGUCCUUAGACCCAGGGAGAGGUCGACAAACUCUUCAGGAGAUGUGGGAGGAAGAGAGUCAACAGAGACCUCUGCAUCAGACCGCUUCGGCAGAUCACCUUGCUGAUGUGGUUGAUGAUGAUGAAGCUGCUGAAGACGAGGCGAGGGACCGUGUGGUGGCUUUCAGACCAAUGGGCGAGUGGAGGAGACAUCGCGCACCAAGAAGUGCUGGACAGACAGCGUUAGCUACACGACGCCUCGCUUCAGUGACAGACCAAGCUGCAUUAGUGGAGGAAGCUCCCGCCACUCGACGAAGAAGUCCUCGAGAGAACGCUCGUGAGGGUAGCACCCCAGCGGUUGUGGUAGACUCUGCUGUCACUCAUCUAGACACCUCCAGUGAUGUAGAAGAACAUGAUGAACUCGGUUCUCAAUCUCCACGACGUGCGUCACCUCCUGGUGUAGCCCAAUACGAAGAGCGAGGUCCACAGUUCUCCCCGCAGUAUCGGCUCAACUCUGAAGUUCGCAUGGAGCAUGAGCUUCGUGAUCGAGGCAUCACACCACGUCCGGGAGAUCUCAAGUUUUCGAGGUCGCGAGUGAUCAAACGGAGACUCGUGGCAGCUGAAGGAGGUGACGACGUUGAUGAAGAUGCUGCUGUACGGAGGGGUGAGAAAGAUUUGGCAAACUCGACGGCGCUACGGCCUGAGGUAACGCGAAGCCGAGGGAGUAGUAACAACAGCAACAACAGCAGCAGCAGUAACAACAGCAGUCACCUCAGUAAUGGUAGUGGUGCUAGGAGCAACGAUUACAGUCGUGAGGACGUAUCCACAGAUGUAGACGAUCCCGCUCCUGAGCUUCACUGCCAUGGAGUUGGUGCUCGUAAGCAGCUCUAUGCUACCAACUGGUCUACGCUUCACGCGUCUCUUCAGGACCUCCGCGCAACCGCAAACGAACGACGCGCGCCCCCACCACCUCCACCAACUCGGAGGAGGUACGAGGGCUCUGUGAGCCUUCCUGGGAAACCGGCGGUGGUCCAGACUUCUCUUGAGAGCACAACAACACAAGAGGAAACAUCGGAGAGUGUCAGCUCUCUUCAGAGAUUGGCGGCUCUUGCGUCGGGGAGUGAAAGCGGAGAAGUGACGGCUGGAACGCUCAUUCCGAGGCCGAAGCUGAUCCCGGAUGUGCACCAAUAUGGGAGGAAACGACGGACUGGAAAUCUAUUCCAGUAUGCACAGGGCCAAGUCGAGGUCUCCAAAGAUGGGAGGACCCUCAGUCAGAUGGGACCGGGGAAGGUGUUUGGAGAGCUGGCCAUACUCUACAACUGCCAGAGGACGGCCACCAUCAAAGCGGCCACCGACUGCAAGCUGUUUGCCAUCGAGCGGCAAUGUUUCCAAACCAUCAUGAUGAGAACUGGCCUUCAAAAGCAGGCAGAGUACACGGCCUUCCUGAAGAGCGUGCCAAGCUUCCAGAACCUGCCAGAAGAAACUGUCAUCAAGCUGGCCGACGUUCUAGAAGAGACGUACUACAGUCAGGGCGACUACAUCAUACGACAGGGAGCCCGCGGAGACACCUUCUACAUCAUCAGCCGGGGACGGGUCAACGUCACCAUGAGGUCACCCGACUCGAUGGAGGAAAAGCUGAUCCGAACGCUCGGAAAAGGAGACUUCUUCGGCGAGAAAGCGCUCCAGGGUGAGGAUAUUCGCACUGCCAACAUCGUGGCCGACGACCCCGACGGCGUGGCCUGUCUUGUCAUCGAUCACGACACGUUCGAUCAGCUCAUCAGCAGACUGGAGGAGGUCAAGAACCGAUAUGUUGACGAGAGUCAGCUCAGAAAACAAAUCAACCGCGAGUUUGCUGACGUCAAGCUCUCGGAUCUGGCGGUGAUUGCCACGCUCGGAGUCGGAGGGUUCGGACGGGUAGAGCUGGUUCAGAUGGUACACGACAAGUCUAGGUCGUUUGCACUGAAACAGAUGAAGAAAGCACAGAUUGUGGAGACGCGUCAGCAGCAGCACAUCAUGUCCGAAAAGGAGAUCAUGGAAGAAGCCAACUGCGAUUUCAUCGUCAAGCUGUACAAGACGUUCAAGGACAGGAAGUACCUCUACAUGUUGAUGGAGUCGUGUAUGGGAGGAGAACUGUGGACCAUACUCAGGGACCGAGGCAACUUUGACGACGCCACAACACGCUUCUACACCGCCUGCGUAGUGGAGGCGUUCGACUAUCUGCACGCACGAGGGAUCAUCUAUCGCGAUCUCAAACCCGAGAACCUGCUGCUCGACAACAGGGGCUAUGUGAAACUGGUGGACUUUGGGUUCGCCAAAAAACUGCUGGUCGGCCGGAAGACGUGGACUUUCUGUGGAACUCCGGAAUAUGUGGCGCCAGAGAUUAUCCUGAACAAGGGUCACGACAUCUCAGCCGACUACUGGUCGCUGGGAGUACUGAUGUUUGAACUACUCACUGGAACGCCACCAUUCACCGGACCCGACCCCAUGAAAACCUACAACAUCAUCCUGAAGGGGAUCGACGCCAUUGAGUUUCCUCGCAACAUCACCCGAACCGCCACCGUGCUCAUCAAGAAACUGUGCAGAGACAACCCGGCCGAGCGACUGGGGUACCAGAAGGGCGGCAUCCGGGACAUCCAGAAACACAAGUGGUUCGACGGCUUCAACUGGGAAGGUCUGAUCGGACGGACCCUGACACCCCCCAUCAUCCCGCACAUCAGGUCCGUGUUGGACUCGUCCAACUUUGACGACUACCCUCCUGACUCGGAGCCGCUGCCCCAAGACGAUCUCUCCGGAUGGGACGCCGACUUCUAAACGGCAGACGACUGCUCAGCAUGGGCCUCACAGCGGCUGCCAUCUUGGAAACUACCGCCAUCUUGGAAAACUGCCCCGCUGCGUCCGCCAUCUUGGACUGCCUCUUCGCGGACGAUGUUUUGUGUCAGUCUGCUAUGGUGGGUUCUUACUUCUUUGUGCAAGUGGACGCCAUUUUGAGAUGCGGCACAGUGGCGGCCAUCUUGGUCGGGCCUUGUGUUGUGGCAGUGUGAAGUAGUUUCUGGGUGAUCGGGCUUCACUUGGCGUUUCUACCACUCACUCCGUCCGCCAUGUUGAGUGAGGCCCACCGUGUGGCGGCCAUCUUGUGUCAGGCCCACCUACGGCGGGCGCCAUGUUGUUUGUGUGCGUGCGUGCGUUGUGUCAGGCAGGACCUUCAGGAAGGGAAACGGCAAUCAUAAAGCGUUGUUGACCUCUGCGCUCAGACGCAUGUUCUCGCCCCUUACGUCCGCUUAGUGCUCCCAAGACUCCGAGUCGUUCUAUGUGGGAUCAUGACUCUUUGGUGCGACUCUGCGCUCGAGUCGUAACUGUGACUCGAGUCAGUCGUUGGCGUUUGACUGAGGAGUCCAUGUGGUGGGGACUCAAAGAGAACUAUAUCCGACGCGGGAAUAAGAUUGAGUGUCGCUCUGUGACGUCAUCGGUGGUGCUCAGUGCUGGACGGUGAUUGGUGGAUGGGUGAUGACGUCAGCUUGGGGUCUACCAGAAGUGGUGGAACAACAGAUAUCUAUCUAUAGCCUACUAUGUGUUACACCAGAAACCAUCGACCGGCUCCGCUGCUCACCAAUGACUAUGGUAACUAGUUAACUGAAGUGUGCGAUCGACUUUUGGAGGUAAAACACUCUGACUGAAUGAAGCUUCCCAUUCAACAACAAAGACCCUCACUGUACCCGCAACCACGUAUGACAAUAACCCAAACACUUUGCAUAGACAAUGCCCAGCACUGGUCUUCGCUCUCGUGUUGUUUACUCCUUCACUACACCCCAAAACGGUGUAUUACACCAUACAAUAACAGAAAAUACUGUGCAGGGGUGUACAUACCUAUCGAGUAUCCGAUCGCCGUUGUGCCUUACUCUCGGAUGACGUCAUCUGUGACGUCAUGUGAGGAGGUCGUAUACGUACUCUGGGUGUUCUAUGCGGUGUAAUUUUGACAAGUUGGGGAGGGGUGAGAUUGUUGUUGGGAGACGUUAGUAGCAGGUUCAAUACACUCUAACAGAACA
Amphibalanus amphitrite is the source of this 4984-nucleotide messenger RNA. RefSeq names its product cGMP-dependent protein kinase, isozyme 2 forms cD5/T2-like. The record is from RefSeq and is a predicted model, not a curated record. The transcript is spliced from 14 exons. NCBI's taxonomy places the organism in Eukaryota, Metazoa, Arthropoda, Thecostraca, Balanomorpha, Balanidae. Gene Ontology annotation, biological process: protein phosphorylation. The coding region runs from base 54 to 3752 and encodes 1232 amino acids. Gene Ontology annotation, molecular function: ATP binding; cGMP-dependent protein kinase activity.